Linum tenue is the source of this 1983-nucleotide messenger RNA. The record is from the annotation of a GenBank genome assembly. Lineage: Eukaryota; Viridiplantae; Streptophyta; Magnoliopsida; Malpighiales; Linaceae.
AUGGCAUCUCGAGUGAUAAUCGCCACAACAGUUCUUCUCUGCUUUCUUCUUCACCUCCUUCCCCACUUCCCAGUACGCGCCACCACAAUCUCCGGCAGCAACAGCAGCAGCAACGACGCCGGCCACCGUGACAUCGACUGCCUGAAAUCAAUCAAGUCAUCGAUCGUCCUCGACCCACUCAACCGCCUGACGUCAUGGGACUUCGACAACGACACCAACGCCGGACUCUGCAAAUUCCCAGGAAUCGACUGCUGGCACGCGAGCGACAACAAGGUCCUCGGCAUCCAUCUCCCCAACUUGGGUCUCGCCGGAGAAUUCCCACGAGGGAUUGAGAACUGCGAUUCCAUCACCAGCUUGAACCUCUCCGGAAACCAACUCUCCGGCCAAAUCCCAUCUGACAUCGCCACAAUGCUCCCCUUUUUAACCAUCCUCGACCUCUCCAACAACAACCUCUCCGGUGAAAUCCCGGCGAGCUUGUUCAAUUGCUCCUACUUGAACGUUGUGAGGCUUGACAAGAACCGGUUGACGGGCCGGAUCCCUGAUGGGAUUCAUCAGCUUGACAGGCUGAGGAACUUCAGCGUGUCGCAUAAUUUGUUGUCGGGGCGCAUCCCUGCUUUCGAGAGAAUGCAGGGGAUUUGGGCUGCGGGAAGCUUUGUCAACAAUUCAGGGCUCUGUGGUGGUCCUCUGGAUCCUUGUUCACCUUCUCCUGGUCCAACCAAAGCUUCCCAGUUUCUGGGUUUCUUUAGAAAUGGCUUCAUCGUUGGCUUCGCGGCGGUUGAGCUGUCUGUUUUGAUCUAUGUCUACUGGUUUUACAUCCGUAAUUCCAGAGGGAAGAACAAGGCCGGAGUUGGGAUUUGCAGGCCCGUAGCCGAUUAUGGUCGCGGCAGGAAUGUAAAGAUAUCCGUCCUGGAAACCCUGGUGACGAGGAUGAGCUUCAAGGAACUCUGUGCAGCAACCUCCAAUUUCAGCGCAGACAACAUCAUCGGCACCGGAACCACCGGAACCAUCUACAAGGCAAUGCUUCCCAAUGGCUGGUUCCUAGCAGUCAAGCGCCUCCACCAUCCAAGAGUAGAACAACACUUCAACAACCCCCAUUGCUUCAUCUCCGAGGUCAUGACUUUAGGGAGAUGGAGGCACCAGAACCUGCUACCGAUCCUCGGAUUCUGCAUCCACAGCAGCGAGAAGCUACUUGUGUACAAGUACAUGUGCAAUGGCACGCUCCGCGACUGGCUUCUCGGUCACCAAGAUCGCGACAUGAAGUGCCUCGACUGGCCCGUGCGGUUCAAAAUUGCAGUCGGGCUAGCCAGGGGAUUGGCCUGGCUGCACCACUGCUGCAGCGUUCAGAUAUUCCACCUCGACCUCACUUCCGGGUGCGUGUUGCUGGACCAAGGGUUCGAGCCGAAGCUGUCGAAUUUCGGGCGCGCCAUGUUCGUGAACCCGAACGAUCACGACCAUCGGUCGGGGAAUUUGGUGCUUGGUAAGGGGUUUUUGGAGCUGGGUUUCGCGAAGAAAGAUGUUCACAGCUUUGGGGUUGUGGUGUUGGAGCUGAUUGGUGGUAGAGAAGUAAGUGAUGGCGAGAGUUUUGGGGGCCAAAUUGAUGAAUGUGUGGCUGGGAAAGGUUGCGACGGGGAGAUUGUUCAGGUGAUGAGAGUUGCAAAGGAUUGUGUUCAGCCGAUGGUCGAUAAAAGGCCGACGAUGCUUCAAGUGGUUCAGAGGCUGACCCAAAUUGAACAAGGGUGUUGCGGUUGCGGUACUGAUGUGCAAGGUUAUGAACCGGUUGUGGUUCCCUCAGUGGUGAUUGAAAUGGGCCAAGGCAUUGGGUCUAAAUAUAGGUAAAGUAGUAUGUAGAUAUGAAGUAAACACUAUGACCUUAACCAACUUUUUGAGAGUACUAAUUUGUCCUAAUAUCAAAAUGUUAGAUUCAAGUGAAAUUGAAUACAUCCUCGAUUGGAAUGUGUAACGCCCCAUCCGAAAUCUUUAUGG